Microthlaspi erraticum is the source of this 816-nucleotide messenger RNA. NCBI's taxonomy places the organism in Eukaryota, Viridiplantae, Streptophyta, Magnoliopsida, Brassicales, Brassicaceae. The record is from the annotation of a GenBank genome assembly.
AUGAUUUGCGUUAGAGCUCGACCGCUAUUUUCCUCGCCGUUUUCUUCUCUCGCUUUCUCACCAACCAAACACUCUCCAAUCCAUCGUCAUCUCCGUCUCUCCUCCUCCUCCUCGCGACGCUCCUUCUCCGCCGUCGCAAUGUCUUCCUCGUCUCCUCCGAACCAGAUCGUCGAGCACAUCGUCCUUUUCAAAGUCAAGGACGAAACCGACUCAUCCAAAAUCAGCUCGAUGAUGAACGGCCUCAACGGCCUCGCUUCCCUCAACCAAGUGAUUCACAUCUCCGCCGCACCUCUCCACCGUGUCAGAUCCUCCGCCACCGCCUUCACUCACAUCCUCCACAGCCGGUACGGAUCUAAGGAGGAUCUCACCACCUACGCCGCGCAUCCCGAUCACGUCCGCGUCGUCAAGGAAUCCGUGUUGCCGAUCUGCGAUGACGUCAUGGCCGUCGAUUGGAUCGCCGAUCGAGUCCCCGGAACCCUAGCUCCGCCUCCUGGAUCCGUCGCGAAAGUGACAUUCUUAAAGCUGAAAGAGAAUCUCCCUGAUGAAGCUAGAUCGGAGGUUAUGGAUGUGAUUAAGGGGCUCAACGAGAAAUUCCCGGAGAUUGGUCAGAUCACUGUGGGGGAAAACUUCUCUCCGGCGAGAGCGAAAGGUUUCUCGAUUGCUUCGAUUGCGUAUUUUAAGGAUCUGGCUGAAUUGGAAGGUGUGGAUGCUCAGACGGAGUUGGUGAAUUCGGAGAAAGAGAAGGUUCGUGAGUAUGUCGAUUCCACCAUUGUUGUUGAGUUCGUGGUGCCUUCUUGCUUGGUUUCUGGAUUGUAA